CUUCUCGAACCUCUCUGUCGACUCCGCCUCUUCUCAGUCGCUCGAGAGAGAGAUGGGUAGCGCUGCUGCGUCCCCGAUCGCCUCUCUCUUCAUCUUCUCCGCCCUUCUUCUUCUCAUUCCUUCGGCCCAUUCGUUCUACCUACCUGGCGUCGCUCCUCAAGAUUUCCAGAAGGGUGAUCCCCUUCAAGUGAAAGUCAACAAGCUUUCAUCCACAAAGACUCAACUUCCGUAUCAUUACUAUUUCCUAAACUAUUGUAAGCCAAAAAAGAUCUUGAACAGUGCCGAGAAUUUAGGAGAGGUUCUUCGAGGUGACCGCAUUGAGAACUCCGUAUAUACAUUUGAAAUGAGAAAAGAACAAUUCUGCAAAGUGGCCUGUAAAAAAAAGCUUGAUCCUGAAUCUGCAAAGAAUUUUAAGGAGAAAAUUGAUGAUGAAUAUCGAGUGAACAUGAUUUUGGAUAACCUUCCUGUUGCAGUUCCUCGGCAGAGGAGAGAUGGAGGUCAAUCUCCCUCUUACGAACAUGGUUUCCGUGUGGGGUUCAAAGGAAGUUAUACUGGGAGCAAAGAUGAGAAAUACUUCAUAAAUAACCACUUGAGCUUCAGAGUCAUGUACCAUAAAGAUCCUGAGACUGAUUCUGCUCGUAUUGUUGGUUUCGAAGUUACCACGAGCAGCAUAAAUCAUGAAUAUAAGCAGCCUUGGGAUGAGAAGAACCCUCAAUUGGUAACAUGCUCCAAAAACAUAAUUCAAGGCAGCAAUGUACGCCAGGAAGUCGAUACAGAUAAAGAGGUCAUAUUCACUUAUGAUGUUUCCUUCAAGGCCAGUGAAAUCAAAUGGGCUUCUCGUUGGGACACAUACCUCCUCAUGAAUGAUGAUCAGAUCCACUGGUUUUCCAUCAUCAACUCCUUGAUGAUCGUCCUAUUCCUUUCUGGCAUGGUGGCCAUGAUCAUGAUGAGGACUCUAUACAAAGAUAUUGCCAACUACAAUCAGUUGGAGACUCAGGAUGAAGCCCAGGAGGAAACAGGGUGGAAGCUUGUCCAUGGGGAUGUUUUCAGGCCGCCCAUCAAUUCCAGUCUGCUCUGUGUUUAUGUCGGGACAGGUGUCCAGUUCUUCGGAAUGACACUCGUCACCAUGAUUUUUGCAUUGUUAGGUUUCCUGUCGCCUUCGAACCGUGGGGGCUUGAUGACGGCCAUGGUUCUCUUGUGGGUCUUCAUGGGCUUAUUUGCAGGAUACUCGUCGGCUCGCCUGUACAAGAUGUUCAAGGGCACGGAGUGGAAGAAGAACACUCUGAAGACUGCAUUCAUGUUCCCUGCCAUCCUCUUCUCAAUUUUCUUUGUGCUGAAUGCACUGAUCUGGGGUGAGAAAUCCUCAGGCGCAGUCCCCUUUGGGACCAUGUUUGCGCUUGUCUUCCUAUGGUUUGGCAUAUCGGUGCCAUUGGUUUUUGUUGGCAGCUACUUGGGUUUCAAGAAACCACCCAUUGAGGACCCUGUGAAGACGAACAAGAUCCCGAGGCAGAUCCCCGAGCAAGCUUGGUACAUGCAGCCGGUCUUCUCCAUACUCAUUGGGGGCAUACUCCCAUUCGGUGCUGUCUUCAUCGAGCUCUUCUUCAUCCUAACCUCCAUAUGGCUAAACCAGUUCUAUUACAUCUUUGGCUUCCUUUUCAUCGUCUUUGUUAUCCUUCUGAUCACAUGUGCCGAGAUUACUAUUGUGCUCUGCUACUUCCAGCUGUGCAGCGAGGACUACCACUGGUGGUGGAGGGCGUACUUGACAGCAGGGUCAUCGGCCCUCUACCUCUUCCUCUACUCGAUCUUCUACUUCUUCACCAAGCUGGAGAUCACAAAGGUGGUGUCGGGCAUCCUUUACUUUGGGUACAUGUUGAUUGUGUCCUACGCGUUCUUCGUGCUGACGGGGACAAUUGGCUUCUAUGCGUGCUUCUGGUUUGUCCGAAAGAUCUACUCCUCGGUGAAGAUUGACUGAUGGUGUGAAUGAUGCGGGUAUCAAUAAGAUACGAGGAUGGAAAAUGAAAGUUUGAGGGAGAGAUGGUAAAGAGGAGAAUAGAGCAGGCAGCACCUUUCCGUCUCUCAGCUUUUGCAGGAUGAUCUUGUAUUUUUACCACUAGCAAGAUUGGAAAGGUUGGCAAGUACCGUGGCCUUAUCUCUCCCUCUCUUGAGACAAUGGUGUCAUUUUGUAGAAGUACUGUAGGACCUGAUGAUGGUUUGUAUUUUUGUUUUUCCUGUUUUACUAGUUCGUUUGGAUUUAUACAUGGGUUUGUCAUCAGAUCUAUUUUUCAUAGAAUUUCGCAUGCGACUGUGCACUCUAAUUGUUCC
Messenger RNA from Magnolia sinica, 2322 nucleotides. RefSeq names its product transmembrane 9 superfamily member 7. The transcript has 7 exons. The coding region runs from base 53 to 1972 and encodes 639 amino acids. The record is from RefSeq and is a predicted model, not a curated record. Gene Ontology annotation, cellular component: membrane. NCBI's taxonomy places the organism in Eukaryota, Viridiplantae, Streptophyta, Magnoliopsida, Magnoliales, Magnoliaceae. Gene Ontology annotation, biological process: protein localization to membrane.